AUGGCACUAUAUUUGGAACAGAAAGACAUUAAGUACUUGGGCCGAAAAGGGGCAUUGACGAUACCGUCUCCCCAGUUUCGGCGCGAGCUUCUGAAAUCUUUUUUCCUUUGGGUACAACCGAGUGUGCCGAUAUUGGAUCUCAAUGUCCAAUUUCACGCAAUGGUGGUAGAUGAGGAAUUAUGUGGCAUUAGUCUGCUGCUUUUUCAUGCGGUUAUGUUCGCGGCGUCGCGAUUCGUGGAUAUCGAUUGUAUCAAGCGAGAGGGAUAUGAGUCUCGACGGGCAGCGCGAGAAUGUCUCUACCGUCGCGCCAAGGCGCUUUUCGAACUAGACUGUGAACAAGAUCGAUUGUCUCACGUGCAAGCAAUUCUCUUAAUGAUAUAUUGGGAUGGCCCCCGCAAGGGAGAGCGAGAUGCUGCUCACUGGAUGGGAAGUUGCAUCUCAUUAGCCAUGUCAAUCGGGCUACAUCAGGACCCAGACCCCAACACGAUGACCCCUGCUCAGCAGCGUAUAUGGAAACGAACGUGGUGGAGCAUGCACAACCACGCGCGCAACACAUGUCCGGAUCUACUGUCCAUGGUGAGUAUCAUGGAGGCCGAUAGCCCUUCGAUGGUGACACUUGAUGAUUUCGAACUCCAAAUUGCGUCACGCGAAGUCCGUUCGAUAUUUGGAGAAAGUGAGGUUGCUUGCAGCUUGGAGUACCAGAAAACCCAAGCUCUUCUGUUUAUUGAGAAAACGAAGCUGUGUCAAAUCUUCCAGUUGUCGACUUUGACGGGGCAAUUAAGCGGUGUUGUAUAUGGGGAUAAUGGAAUUGAUCUCGAAACCCCAUCUACAUUGAUCGACCCGGACGAACUCUCAUGGUGGCUUGCUCAACGAACGCCCGAGACCACGCAUCGACUACCUCUCUCCCCAUACCCGAUGCCGCUGCUGGAAUGUCACAAAUCAACCCUUCAGCCGGUGCUGAAAAUACCCGUCAAGUCGCAGAGAUCGGAAAGAAACACAUUUUGA
This is a messenger RNA of Aspergillus steynii IBT 23096, 1005 nucleotides long. Its product is annotated as fungal specific transcription factor domain-containing protein. Gene Ontology annotation, molecular function: zinc ion binding; DNA binding. Lineage: Eukaryota; Fungi; Ascomycota; Eurotiomycetes; Eurotiales; Aspergillaceae. The coding region runs from base 1 to 1005 and encodes 334 amino acids. The record is from RefSeq and is a predicted model, not a curated record. Gene Ontology annotation, biological process: DNA-templated transcription. The transcript has 3 exons.